UACGAGGAAACAGAAGAAGUUGUAGUCGUGUUGUGAAUCAUGCCCCCACCUAGUUGAUUAAUAAUUGUCUCGCCUGACGUUGAGCACCUCACCGAACAGGAAACGUGGGAGCUGAAAGACGAGCAGAGCAGGAGCAGCACCUGACGCGGCAGCUUUAACCUAACUAGGUUGAGUAAAUACUCUUUAUUUCUUGUAUUUAUGUCGCUAACAAGACCCCACAGUUAGCCGUGAAACGUAACGAUAAGAAGAUGAAAGCUAACGGUUAGCCACAGUGUCUGCUGCCAAAAUGUUGUCUGAGGGAGGCUCUUUCAUGAAGGGGAUGCUCAUGGGAGGCCUCUUCUGCUUGGUGCUGUCACUCCUGGGUAGUUUCAGCCCCAGCACAGAGUCCAGGACGGAGGACCAACACCAUCAUCAUCACGUCAAGGCCCCAAGUAAAGACGAGUUGAAUCGCCUCUCUGACAGCCAGGUGCAGGAGUUGAGCAAUCAAGUCCGGGUUUAUUGCAUCAUCAUGGUACAGCCAAAGAUCCUUGUUUACUGGGCCACAGCUAUGGACACCUGGAGCAAACACUGUGACAAGGCUGUGUUUUACACCUCAGAGUCCUCUAAGGCGCUCGAGGCCAUAGACCUGAAAGAAAAAGAUGACUGGGCAAGGUUACGUAAAGCUCUGAAGCAUGCUUAUGAGAAUGCCGGCGACCUGCGCUGGUUCUUUGUGGCACAACCGACUACUUUUGCCAUCAUUGAGAACCUCAAAUACCUGGUGCUUGCAAAGGAUCCCAGUGAGCCCUUCUAUCUGGGCAAUGCUAUGAAGUCAGGGGAGCUUGAGUAUGUGGCGUAUGAUAGUGGCAUUGUUCUAAGCUAUGAAGCUCUGAAAAGGCUGGUUCACGUGUUUCAGGACGAAGACAAAUGUCCAGAGAGAGGACGAGCCCUGUGGAAGCUGAGUGAUGACAAGCAGCUGGCCGUGUGUCUCAAAUAUACAGGUGUGUUUGCAGAGAACGGAGAAGAUGCACACGGAAAGGGCCUGUUCAACAGCAAGAGUGUCGACAGCCUGAUAACAGACAGCAUGAAGGACAACCCCACCAAUGUGGUGGAGGGCUGCUGCUCCGACUUGGCUGUCACAUUCAGCGGGAUGUCACCAAAUCAAAUGCAGGUCAUGAUGUUUGGAGUUUACAGACUCCGACCUUACGGGCACGAUUUUCAUGACUCGUUAACAUUUUACCCUCCUGAAGGAUCAGACAAUGACUAGAGACUUAUUCCUUCAAGCUGGAUGUUGCAUUUUAAUUAUUUUGCGUCUGUGAUGGCAAAACUCGGUAUUGGGAGAUGGUUUUCUUAUGCUGUUUGUAAAACUUGAUCCUGGGUGGGAACAACACUUUUAUGUAUAUUUGUAACUUUUGCACUUGGCACAAUCAGCACCACAUUUCUUUGUGGUGUAGGUACACAGCUGAUGGGAGUGCCGUCCUUUUGAAUGAAGAUAUGACUGGGAAAUAUAUCAAGCCUGUGACAUAAGAUUACCUGGAAGUUUUGGUUAUUGUAAUAUUGUUAUGUAUCUUAAAUGUUUGUCUUUUUGUCGUCUUAAAGCUGCAUUAGUUAUUGAGUGAUACUGUUUUGAAAUUAUUUAACUGUUUAACAAAUUGCUCGGCCCUCUUCACAUUAUGAAUGACUUUUUCUUUCCUCUGAGAAUUGAAUCAAACAUGUUCUAACCCAGUUCUAAAUUAAGUGCAUUUCUUGUCAUGUAAUGCUUGUUUAUCUCUACAUAUUACGAAUUGGCCUUCACUGCUUAAUUAAUGAGUGAGUAACGUAUAUUUCUUGUCACACAUAUAAAAAAAAAAAAGGACGGAGGUGUAAUUGUUCCACUGAUAUUUUAAAAACACCUGGCUUCAGACUCACCAUAUGAUGCCUUUUUAAAAAGAAAAAGAAAAAGAAAAAAAACACUUGGGUAAUAAAAGUAAAUAAAAUGAA
Molecule: messenger RNA, 1956 nt
Organism: Seriola aureovittata
Lineage: Eukaryota; Metazoa; Chordata; Actinopteri; Carangiformes; Carangidae
Gene: c1galt1c1
Product: C1GALT1-specific chaperone 1
Exons: 2
Coding region: 287-1243 (318 amino acids)
Molecular function (GO): N-acetylgalactosaminide beta-1,3-galactosyltransferase activity
Source: RefSeq, a predicted model, not a curated record